UCUCAAUUCAUUUUUAUUAUUAUUAUUAUCAAGUUCAUUGUUGUGAUAUUUUUCCUCUAGCUAGUAGCAAGAGCGUUGCUAGAGCACUAAUUGAUUUGCCAGUAAUGUUGUCUCCUGGAGCACGAAUUGUGAGAGGACCCGAUUGGAAUUGGGGAAACCAAGAUGGAGGUGAAGGAAGUGUGGGUACAGUAUGUGAAAUUGGUAAAGCUGGUGCAGUUGGUUCCCCAGACAAAACAGUAGUAGUUCAGUGGGACAAUGGAGCCAGAACCAACUACAGAGUAGGUUACAAUGGAAAAUAUGAUCUGAGAAUUAUUGAUAAUGCACAAAUUGGUGUGAGGCACCCAAAUAUAGUAUGUGAUGGGUGCAACAGUCAGGGAAUUAGUGGAAUGAGAUAUAAAUGUAUGAUAUGUUAUGAUUAUGAUUUAUGCUAUAUGUGUUACCAUGGAGAUAAGCACAAUGUUACCCAUACUUUUAAGAGAUUUGACUCUGCCAAUUCAUCAGGUGUUGACCUUCCACCAAGAUCUGAAGCUAGGAAAUGUGAGUUACAUGGAAUUUUUGUUGGUGCCAAAGUUAUGAGAGGGUACAAUUGGGAAUGGGGAAAUCAAGAUGGAGGAGAAGAAAAAAUUGGUAUUGUUUUGGACAUUAGAGGUUGGGAUAAUGAGAGCAGCAGAUCUGUGGCCAAUGUGAAGUGGUUUUCUGGAUCUACCAAUGUUUAUAGGUUAGGUCAUAAGGGCAAUUGUGAUAUAAAAUACAUCGAAUCUGCAUCUGGUGGACAGUUUUAUCCAGAGCAUCUUCCAGUACUAGGCCAAAAUAUAGACCAAGUAAUAGUCAGACCUGGUCGAACAGGCCCUUGCCCUUUCACUGUGGGAGAUAAAGUACAAGUAACUGGUUCGGUCGAAGAAUUGAAGGCUAUGCAACAAGGUCAUGGAGGAUGGAACCCAAGAAUGGCAGAUUAUAUUGGAAGGGUUGGUUUGGUACACCGUGUGACCGACAAGGGUGACAUCAGGGUGCAGUAUGAAGGUUGCAACAAUCGGUGGACUUUCAACCCUGUCUCUUUGCACAAAGUCAACAGUUUCGCUGUAGGAGAUGUCGUUACUUUGAUAAGUGACGCCGAGAAGGUCAAAGAGUUGCAAAAAGGGCAUGGAGAAUGGAUUGAAAUAAUGAGAAAUUCUUUGGGCAAAUUGGGGAAAGUCUUGAAAGUGUAUUCGGACGGAGAUUUGAGGGUUCAGUUGGAAGGGCAAGCAUGGACUUUGCACCCUCAAUGUGUUAGAACUGUGCCAGGAAGUGCAGCUGAACUGGCCAAUACAAUGCAUGCUGUUCAAAACCAAAGACAAGAACCAUCAUUGCAAUGGUCGCCCGCCCACCAAUCGGACGCCCGCAGCGACGACGCGGCCGAUCAGCUAGUGCGCGCGGCCGCCCAGGGCCACCUCGACGCCGUCCAGAGCCUGCUGGGCGUGGCAGGGGGCGGCAACAAGGCGGCGGCUACACGUCCGGCGAGCGUUGAUGCGCGCAGCAGCGGCAAGACGGCAUUGCAGGUGGCCGCCCACCAGGGGCACGCGCACGUCGUGCUGGCGCUUGUCAAGGCAGGUGCGUCGGUGAACGCGAGCGACAACGACGGCGACACGUGUUUGCACUACGCUGCGUUCGGCAACCAGCCCGAGGUGCUGGAACUGCUAGUGAAAACCAACGUGGACGUGAACGCGUCGAACCGCAGCGGGUGCACCGCCUUGCACAUCGCCGCGCACAAACAGCCCGCCAAAUGCGUGCAGAUUUUGUUGGCAGGUGGCGCCAACCCCAACAGCACCGACCUCUACGGCGACACGGCCUUGCAUGACGCCAUCGGGAAGGACAACUAUCAAGUCGUCGAGAUCCUUUGUAAGGCGCAAGGUACCGACUUCACUCUGCGCAACAAACGCGGCUUCAACGUCCUCCACCACGCCGCCCUCAAGGGCAAAACGUUCGCGACGAAGCGGCUGCUCGUCGCGGCCAGACAGCUGGUGGACGUGAAGAAGGACGACGGCUUUUCGGCCCUGCAUCUGGCCGCCCUCAACGGGCACAAGGAAGUGGUGGAGGCGCUGGUGCGGAGCGGGCAGGCCGACAUCGACUUGCGGAACAACAGGAGUCAGACGGCGCUUCUACUGGCUGUUAGUCAGGGUCAUUGUUGCGUCAUCGAGCCUCUCGUCCACCUCAAAGCCGACAUCAACGCCAAAGACGAAGACGACGAGACUGCCCUCCAUUUGGUCCUUUCCAAGCGCGACCAUCUGAACGGCGACGUGACCGCCGACGACAGUCCCGCCAUCUACGCCAUCUACGAGUACCUGGGCCACGUGCAGGAGGGCCGACUGGCCGUGGCCAUCGCCUGCUAUCUGGUGAGGGCCGGGUGCGAUGUGGAGGCGGUGAACGGCAAGGGGCGGCGGCCGUUGGACUUGUUGCAGGACGAGCAGCUGCAGGAAUUGGUGAAAAGUUACAAACCUGUGCCAAUAGAAAAUAACCAAAUCGAGGGCGUUGAAAGGGAUAUCGAGGAAUUUGAGAAUUUGACAUUGGAGGACAGCCAAAGAGAAGGGUACAAUCUCACCGAAACCCCACCAAAAAGCCUCCCUGGAAUUGAAUCCCAACGAGCGAGAAGGAGUAGAUCCAAAGGAGAUAGAGGAGAUAAGAAUUCUGUGGGCACUUCGCAAGACAACCGUACCGCCGACCUCCUGCUACCCCACAAACCGGUCGAGUGCCUCGUCUGCUCCGAGCUGUCCGAGGAAAACGUCAAACUGGAACCGUGCGACCACAAGCCCGCCUGUGAGGACUGCUCGUCGCGCAUGAAAAAGUGCCUGCACUGCGGCCAGAUCGUGCAGAAACGUGUCACCAAAGAUGGCAGGGUGAUUCCCGCCAAGAGCAGACAGCCUAGCGCCGAGCGCAUGCGCUAUCUGGAGUGCAAGAUAGCGGAGAUCGAGGAGAGCCACGCGUGCAGCAUCUGCAUGGAGAGGAAGAAGAACGUUGUUUUCCUUUGCGGGCACAGCACAUGCGCGCGGUGCGCAGACACGCUUAAGAUCUGUCAUAUGUGCAGAAAGACCAUCACCAAAAAGAUUCCUAUUUAUUGAGAAUUCGUGUGUGUGUGUGUGUGUGUGUGCGGUUGGGAUUUUUGUUUUCUUCAGUGGGCAGGAUUUGGAAUGAAUAGUAAUGUAUAGUUUGUCCUAGAAUUGGAUUUUUGUCCUGUACAUUAUGCAAAUUAGUUCUCCUGUGAUAUUUUUUAAACGUUGAUGAUUGUAGAAAUAGAACUGUUUUUAUUUAAUUAGGAAAUAUAAUAUAUGUGCGAAAGAGCUGUUUUAUUUUGUUUAUGUCCAUUUAUUUCUAACAAUGGAAUGUGUUUGAAAUAUCGCUGAAGUGAUGACAAGAAUAUCUUUCAGGUGAGCACACAAAAAUCAUCUGAAUUUCGCAAGACUUUCAGUAGUUUUUAUAAAGGGCAUAAGAAAAUUAUCACAAAGUUGAGUUAGGCAAAGAUUUGCCGUUCGGUAGAUAAACGAGUUUUGGUAAAGAUGGCAGAGUGAUUCCCGCCUAGAAUAGACAGUUGAGCAUCUGGAGAGCAAGAUAGCGGAGAUAAAGGAGAGCCACGCGUGCAGCAUC
Messenger RNA from Phaedon cochleariae (mustard beetle), 3615 nucleotides. The record is from the annotation of a GenBank genome assembly. NCBI's taxonomy places the organism in Eukaryota, Metazoa, Arthropoda, Insecta, Coleoptera, Chrysomelidae.